ACCCUAGAACCAGCCUUGCUUUCCUCUGUUCUCUUCUUCGUCUUGCUCUUGCUCUUCUCUGCUUCGAUGGCGAGCGCGGACCCUGAGCGCCACGAUGAGGUGGCGGAAACUACCGCCGAGGAUGAGGAUACUGGCGCCCAAGUCGCUCCCAUUGUCCGCCUUGAGGAGGUAGCUGUCACUACCGGCGAGGAAGACGAGGAUGCCCUUCUUGAUCUGAAGGCCAAGCUGUAUCGGUUUGAUAAGGAUGGGAACCAGUGGAAGGAGCGUGGUACUGGUAACGUGAAGUUGUUGAAGCACAAGGAGACUGGCAAGGUUCGCCUUGUGAUGCGCCAAGCUAAGACUCUCAAGAUCUGCGCCAAUCAUCUAGUGGUUCCGGGGAUCAAGAUGCAGGAACAUGCGGGAAAUGAUAAGUCUUGCGUUUGGCACGCGACUGAUUUCUCCGAUGGGGAGUUGAAGGAUGAGAUGUUCGCCAUCCGGUUUGGAUCUGUUGACAAUUGCAAGAAAUUCAUGGAGAUGGUUGAAACUAUUGUUGAAUCUUUGGAGAACAAAGAAGAAAAAGAUAGUGAAGAAGCCACUUCAGCAGCAGGAUUAUUAGAGAAACUGAAUGUCAGUGAAACUAAAAGCGACAAGGAAACCGGAGAGGCACCUGCUGCUAAGACCGAAGAAGAGAAACCCGACACUACCAAGACCGAAGAAGAGAAACCCGACACUGAAAAGAAAGACGAACUAUCGGCCGCAUAUUCUACUCCGUGACUCAAUAUUCUUCACAGUUUCCCCUGAAGAUGUGUCUGGGAUUGGAACAUUGUCAUUAUAUAUCUGUGUAGCCAAUUUAAUGUCAUUUGGUUUGUUGUCUUGUUAAUUAUCUUCAUGUAAUUGGUUUUCCCAGACUUCCAUUUGUUCAUUCCCAAGUGUCAGUCUUGUUGAAUUAUCACUUUUUCAGUAUUUGAAUUGGUCAUGAGAAACUGUGAAUGUGAGUACUCCUUCUGAUAA
Messenger RNA from Dioscorea cayenensis subsp. rotundata (Guinea yam), 990 nucleotides. RefSeq names its product ran-binding protein 1 homolog c-like. The coding region runs from base 67 to 753 and encodes 228 amino acids. NCBI's taxonomy places the organism in Eukaryota, Viridiplantae, Streptophyta, Magnoliopsida, Dioscoreales, Dioscoreaceae. The transcript has 4 exons. Gene Ontology annotation, molecular function: GTPase activator activity. The record is from RefSeq and is a predicted model, not a curated record. Gene Ontology annotation, cellular component: cytoplasm; nuclear pore. Gene Ontology annotation, biological process: nucleocytoplasmic transport.